Molecule: messenger RNA, 1389 nt
Organism: Cylicocyclus nassatus
Lineage: Eukaryota; Metazoa; Nematoda; Chromadorea; Rhabditida; Strongylidae
Source: the annotation of a GenBank genome assembly
UAUAGAUGUCGUUAUUCAAUCGGUUAUUUCGAAGCAAGAAGACAAAUAAGGAGAAUUUGCAGCCCAGUGACUUGGACCGUGAAGAGGCUUAUCGGCGCUCACUGCGCAUGUCUUCAUCAAGGAGCGCCGGCUUCAAAGGCGAUCGGGCUCGUUUUCACGAAGACAUACCGGCGACCGCACCCUAUCACACUGUGACCGCUCCUCGUCUACACAAGGGACCAAUGAGUUGUCCGGGAGGAUAUAAAGAGAGCUACCGAAAUGACGCAAUGGAGCGGUCUUUUGAGACCGAAAUCCGAUCAUCUCGGGAUCGGCGAGAACGCGAACGACUCGAUUGUUCUGACCGAAAAUACAGAAAUAAGAGAACCACAUGGGAUACUUCUGAAUAUGGAAGCGGUGAUCCAUCUCCUCUCGGAAACUAUCCAAGAAACUCUCAUUUCAAUGAGGAAUUGGAGGAGUCUGAUGAUCAAGAAUGGAAUAUGCACGACAAAUUGAUGCAGCUAGACAACAACUGUCGAAGGUUCAUGCGGAAGUACAAGCAUGCAGAAGAACGACAUAUGUAUUACAAGGCAGAAUGGAAGAAAAUAUACAAAGCCAAAGAAGAAUCGGAAAAUGUCUUUCUUCGACAAAUUGAGCAACUUACAAAGCAACAUGACAGGGAUGUCGAAAAGAUUCGAAAGCUAGAAGCGGAACUAGCUCAUUAUCGAUAUGGGCACCUAUCAGGAACCAGUGCUUAUCCAUUUUCCAUGCCCUUGUCCACCCAUAUACAAAAUAGAAGCUCGAUGAUGCCAACACUUCCACCUCUACCAAGUAGCACUGCGACACCUUCGACCAGCGCAGUUGAAUCUAUCACAGGAGCAGGUGAGGCUCUAACAGAGCAGUGCGACCUCUCAUUGCUUCGGCCAAUUCAUUUUGACUCUUCGUUUGCUGCACGGCCCAUGACAGAUGAUGUAGACGAGACGAAGAAUUUCCGUGCACUUGUUGUAGAUGAUAAUGAGAGUUUCCUAUCUGGUGUAGAAGCCCCACGUGAAGCUCAAAACGAAAAAGCCGCUAAUCGAUCAGCUCAGGAGGAUUUGACUUUGGAUGAUGGCUAUGGUACAACCGCUGAUAAUAUCGCCCUCAAAACAACAAACGGUAGUGAUUCUAAGAAGCAUGGAAGUGAGGGAGAAUCUCGAGAUAGUUCAUCUCAACAAAGUUGACGGGUUUCACCUACUCACGAGUCUAUUUUCCAUAUCCUUCACAACUCAUGUUCCUGUUGAAAUUAUUCUAAUGUUCGAAAGCUAUCAGACAUUCGGUCUGCUAGUUGCAUUGUACUUCUUUGCAUUCUUCCUCCACAAGAUACAUUUCUACGUUUGUUUAUGACUAUUUACUCUAUGAGUUCUGUAUUUCUUA